AUGAACUUCUUCUUAGACUAUGCAAUUUGUAACCGUGGGCCCAGCGCCUACGCACCCAAGGAGUACCAGCAGCAUCUCGACCAAGGGACCACUUCCUUCCCAGCUUGUUCAGGCACCAGCAUUCCUUCCUGUGACAGCUAUCACUCAGAGGGACACUUCGGGGCACCCGGGGUGGGCGCCGCUGCUGGGCCCAAUGCCCACCACCAUCAGCAGAACCCCAGCUACCCCCCUCCUCCCCCUCCCCCUCCUCCCCUUCCUCCUCCUCUUCCUCCCACCCCUGCUGGCCUUGGCAUCUCCUUCACAGGGUCAUCUCAGCCAGGAGGAGGUGGCGGAUACAUGGCCCCCAGCUGCAGCCCAAGCUUCGUCACCCAGCAGUUCUACCUCAACCCCCAGGAGACGGAUGGAGCCUAUUUCCAGUCCUCGGCCUACCCUGCCAGCGUGGCAGUUGCUGCUGCUUCAUCUCCUUCUUCCAGCCUGGGAAGUUUACCAGACGGUUUCUGCAGCACCACGGGCCAGUUUCAGCCACAACACCUCUAUGGCCCUGAACAGAGUGGCUACUUGCAAGGGGCCUUUGGCAACCUGUCGCCGCCCUCACACGAGAACAAAGACCUGAGGGCUUGCUCAUCCUCCCAGCCAUGUCCCAUGGCUGCUGCCACCGCCACCCAAACCUUUGACUGGAUGAAAGUGAAAAGGAACCCUCCCAAGACAGCGAAAGUGUCCGACUACGGCCUGGCUGUCCACCCCAGCAACAUCCGGACCAACUUCAGCACCAAGCAGCUGACGGAGCUGGAGAAGGAGUUCCACUUCAGCAAGUACCUCACCCGAGCGCGGCGAGUGGAGAUCGCGGCCACCCUGGAGCUCAACGAGACCCAGGUGAAGAUCUGGUUCCAGAACCGGAGGAUGAAGCAGAAGAAGCGGGAGAAAGAGGGCCUGGCCCCCCCCGCCGCCGCCGCCCCCCGCAGCGGCUCGGCCAAGGAAAGCGCCGAGGCCGCAUCGGACAGAUCGAGCGGCGCCUCCACCCCCGACGCGUCGCCCAGCUCCGUGUCCUCUUGA
Messenger RNA from Varanus komodoensis (Komodo dragon), 1053 nucleotides. RefSeq names its product homeobox B1 (gene HOXB1). Gene Ontology annotation, molecular function: DNA-binding transcription factor activity, RNA polymerase II-specific; RNA polymerase II cis-regulatory region sequence-specific DNA binding. Gene Ontology annotation, cellular component: nucleus. Lineage: Eukaryota; Metazoa; Chordata; Lepidosauria; Squamata; Varanidae. The transcript is spliced from 2 exons. Bases 1 to 1053 code for a protein of 350 amino acids. Gene Ontology annotation, biological process: regulation of transcription by RNA polymerase II. The record is from RefSeq and is a predicted model, not a curated record.